This is a messenger RNA of Penicillium egyptiacum, 1272 nucleotides long. The record is from the annotation of a GenBank genome assembly. NCBI's taxonomy places the organism in Eukaryota, Fungi, Ascomycota, Eurotiomycetes, Eurotiales, Aspergillaceae.
AUGUCCACCGGACGCAAGGUCUUCCGCUGUGCCGUGGACGAGACGGCCCUGUCCACCAAUAUUAGCGAAAUCAAGAAAUGGACGACUAACGGCGCUAUCGAUCUCGUGGUUCCUCUUUACACACUUGAACGACUCCAUGCGCUGAAGCGAGCGGGAUCACAAGUCGCCAUCAAUGCCCGCGAAGCAGUCCGCUUUCUUGACCGGGUCACUUCCGGCAAAGAUCACAUCGCCGCCGACCGAGUUGUCCUCCAGGGACCCAUGGAGCAGUACGAGCGCUGGGAGGAGGCCGAGAAAUUCUUCCUGCCGGAAUUCGAAGAGGAGCCCGAGGUAAUUGACGAGGCAGUUACCAAUGACGAGCCAGCAGUCCAACAUAGCGCCGAUGACACUGUGAACAAGAACGAGUCGGAUGAUCUCUCGCAGAUGCUCUUAUCCAAGCUGAACUUCAAGAAGGACCCGGAGGCUGUGUCGAUCACUUCUGUCGGCACCCCCAGUGGCCCUGGAUCGCGCACAUCCUCUCGCAGCUCCCGUACCAGCCCCGAGUGUGCACAGCAUGAGUCCAGCGAUGGGACAACAAAGAAUGUGAAGACCAAGAGCAAGUCUUCUAACCAUCAGCGCACCAUCUCCGGAUCCGUCAUCCCGACCGCGCCGCCCGCUCUGCGCCCAUUGCUGAGUGCCCUACUCUGGCGGUUGCAUGCCGGCCCCGAUGCUGAGAACUCUGCCAAGACGUGCAUUCUCAUUUCCAAUGACCGUGCGACCCAGGUGUGGGCUCAGAAAUUUGGCAUUGGAGUUAAGAACAUUCUGCAGCUACGCACGGCUAUCCAGUACGAGGAGCGCGAGUACAAAAACCGCUGCAAAUACGUUGAGAAAACUCAGACCCAACCCGCCGAGCCGAAGACCUUGUUGUCCUACGAGGAAGAGAGCGACGAGGAUGAGCUAGUCUUCGUCCCUCGCGGCCGUGGAAAAGGAACUCCCCGAGGUGCUUCGCGUGGUGGGGGUCAGCGCAAGGCUGUCCCCAAAGCUGCGCCACUUCCUGCCGAGCCUACUGCUACCGUGGAAGUUCCUACCAAGCCCAUCGAUCCGGACUCUUUCAGCCGGUCUCUGGCCGGCGCAACCAAGCCGCCCACUGUAGACCUGAGCACCCAACAGGGUGUUGCCGGUGCCGCCCGCGGUAACGCUGGAGCCUCUCGCCGCUCAUCUAAUGGUCGCCGUGGUGGAUCUUCGCGCGGUGCACGAGGCAAUGGUCGUGGCCGUGGUAAGCUCUGGGUUCCUUGA